AUGUUUUGUUUAAUAAAUGAUGAAAAAGGUAUGAAUGAAAUAUAUUCAACAUUAACAUUUAUCAUAUUUCAAUAUAACAAGAAAAAAUGUAUCAAACGUAUACUUAAUCCACUGUUUGAUGAUGUUAUUUUAAAUCUUGAAAAAUUACUCAAUUAUGAUAUUGAUGAAAUUUGUGAAAAUAUUAAUAUUGGUAAAUUAAUACAAGGUUCAGCAGAUUAUAUAUUUUUACAAGAACAAAAAAUAUCUUUAAAAGAAUUUAUUUCAAUUCUUCUCAGUCGGGUUAAGAACAUACUUUUACGUCGUGAUUCAAUUAAAAUAAAUAAAAACAAGUCUGAACCAAAAAUUAUUGAAAUAUUUCAAGUUUAUUGUGAAUCUUUAUAUCAUUCUAAAAUAUUUCAUUCAAUACUUUCACAAGUAUAUUCAAAUGUUGAUGAUCAUGAACAAGCACCAUCAUUAUCAUUUGACAAAAUCUGGUUAGCAUUUGAUUUAUUAGAUGAUGAUGAAUUAACAAAUGAUUUUAAACAAAAAUAUAUUGGCAAUAAAUUUGUUGAAUAUGAUACAAAAUUAAAAUUAUCAACUUGUUUACAUAGUGAAAUUCGAAUGAUAGAUUAUCUUAUUGAACAAAAUAUACAUGAAGUUGAUGAUUAUGAUAUAGAAAUUGGAAUAUCAAAAUUACCAUGUUAUAUUUGUUCAUUAUAUAUUGAAAAAUUAAAUGAAGAAUUCAAUCGAAAUUUUUAUGUUACUUCAAUAACUCAUGGAAAAAUUUAUCCAAAUUGGACAUUCAGAAAUAAUGAAAAUGAUAUUAUAAAGAAAGAUGUUAAUUACGAAUUAUAUACAUUAAUUGAAAAACAAAUAAAAGACUGGAUAGAAAUUAACAGAAAAAAAAUUAUUGUUAAUUAUAAGCCAACAAUAGAACUACAUGGUGACCAUGUCGACAAUCGAUAUGCGAAACGCAAGAACGAUUGUAUUUUAGAGAAGCAAUAA
Molecule: messenger RNA, 984 nt
Organism: Rotaria sp. Silwood2
Lineage: Eukaryota; Metazoa; Rotifera; Eurotatoria; Philodinida; Philodinidae
Source: the annotation of a GenBank genome assembly